AUGUCUUUAUUCACUUUCCUCUGUCCCUCUUCACUUCUCUCUGCCCAUCUUCACUUACCUCUGUUCCUCUUCACUUCCCUCUGUCCUUCUUCACUUCCCCGUACCUCUUCUCUUCCCUCUGUCCCUCUUCACUUCUCUCUGUCCCUCUUCAGUUCCCUCUGUCCCUAUUCACUUCCCUCUGUCCCUCUUCACUUCCCACUGUCCCUCUUCACUUACCUCUGUCCCUCUUCACUUCUCUCUGUCCCUCUUCACUUCCCACUGUCCCUCUUCACUUCCCACUGUCCCUCUUCACUUUCCUCUGUCCCUCUUCACUUCCCCUCAGUCCUUCUUCACUUCCCAGUCCCUCUUCACUUCCCACUGUCCCUCUUCACUUCCCUCUGUCCCUCUUCACUUUCCUCUGUCCCUCUUCACUUCUCUCUGCCCAUCUUCACUUACCUCUGUUCCUCUUCACUUCCCACUGUCCCUCUUCACUUUCCUCUGUCCCUCUUCACUUCUCUCUGCCCAUCUUCACUUACCUCUGUUCCUCUUAACUUCCCUCUGUCCCUCUUCACUUCUCUCUGUCCCUCUUCACUUCCCACUGUCCCUCUUCACUUCCCUCUGUCCCUCUUCACUUCCCACUGUCCCUCUUCACAUUCCUCUGUCACUCUUCACUUCUCUCUGUCCCUCUUCACUUUCCACUGUCCCUCUUCACUUUCCUCUGUCCCUCUUCACUUCUCUCUGCCCAUCUUCACUUUCCUCUGUCCCUCUUCACUCUCUGUCCCUCUUCACUUCCCCACUGUCCCUCUUCACUUUCCUCUGUCCCUCUUCACUUCUCUCUCCCCAUCUUCACUUACCUCUGUUCCUCUUAACUUUCCUCUGUCCCUCUUCACUUCCCUCUGUCCCUCUUCACUUCCCAGUCCCUCUUCACUUCCCACUGUCCCUCUUCACUUCCCACUGUCCCUUUCACUUUCCUCUGUCCCUCUUCACUUCUCUCUGCCCAUCUUCACUUACCUCUGUUCCUCUUAA
Messenger RNA from Acanthosepion pharaonis, 1005 nucleotides. Lineage: Eukaryota; Metazoa; Mollusca; Cephalopoda; Sepiida; Sepiidae. The record is from the annotation of a GenBank genome assembly.